GGGGGGCGGGGAGGAGGAGGCGGCCUUCAGCGGGAGGCUCCGGAGACGCCGCGCGCAGGCGCACGCCUCUGCCUCUGUAGCCCUUGCCACCCGGCAGCCGGGCAGAGUGCUCACUGCGCAUGCGCAGUGGGCGAAGGCGCUGGCCUUUCCCUUAGUUGACAUGGUGGCUACGGCCUCUUUCCAGAAUUCGGGCCCACACAUCCCGUGAAAUUAAGAGACGUGCAAUUAUCCUCUCGCAAGGCUUCAUUUCCCUGCUUUUCCUCUACUGUUUUCGUUCGGCAAACGUUAGUCUGCCGUCCACAUCUGGAUACGUAACAACGUUCGACUGCUGUUUGACGGGGUAAAGGAAGCCCUUUGACACUCACGCGAAAUGUCACUUGACAGGGGGCAAAGGUGACAAUCACUGUAGGAAAUCUCGUCUCAAAUCCCCUUUAAAGUGCCCUCCCAUUGAAGGAAAACGAGGCGGGAAGGGCGCUAUUCGAAUUUAACUUAUUUCUUAACCCCUAACUUUAAAGGAAAAAACGAAAAAAAAACCCUUCGCGGAACCUCGGCUUGGUCUCCUUCCUCGGCCCGCCCCUUCCGCUGCGCAUGCGGCAGAAUGCCCUGCUGAUUGGCUAGUGUCAUGAGCCCGACGGGGCGCGAUGAUUGGUCGGUGGGAAGUUCUUCGUGUUGUGACUGGUCUGCGGGGGCGGCUCGGGGCGCGCGCGGGAGCGAGCUUUGAAAGUUGACCACGGAGCCGGCGAGCGGGUUUCCUGGUGAUCAUGGUGGCGCUGCCGGGCCUCGGGAGCGGCCUGCAGCCCUGGUGCCCGCUGGAUCUCAGCCUAGAAUGGGUGGAAACAGUGUGGGAACUGGACUUCACGGAGACUGAGCCUUUGGAUCCCAGCAUAGAGGCAGAAAUUAUCGAGACUGGAUUGGAUGCAUUCACAAAACUCCACGAAAGUCUUUUACGCUUUGCUACGGAAGAACAUGGAUCUACAGAGAUCUUUUGGACCUUCUUCGCUGAGAACAACAUUUCUCACCGUGCGCUGGUGGCUUUAUUCUAUCACUUUGUUCAAACAGUCCAUAAGAAAAACGUCGGGGUGCAGUAUCGAGAAUAUGGCCUUCACGCCGCUGGUCUUUAUUUUCUGCUACUAGAAGUUCCAGGCAGUGUAGCCAAUCAAAUAUUCCACCCAGUGAUGUUUGACAAAUGUAUACAGAUUGUAAAGAAAAGUUGGCCUCAGGAAUCUAACUUGAGUCGGAAAAGAAGGAAAGAACAUCCGAAGAACUCUCAGACUAAUCCAAGAGGGCAUAGAAAGAGAGGAAAGCCACCCAGGAAAGAGGAUAUUGAGAUGGAUGAAAUUGUAGAAGAACAAGAAGAUGAAGAAGACAUCAGUUUUUCUGCCUGGGACCUUUGUCAAAUUCGAAAAGCCAUCUUUCAUCUUUUAAAGAAUUUUUUAAGGCUUCUGUCCAAGUUUUCCCUGAAAGAAAAGCCACAGUGUGUACAGAAUUGUAUCGAGGUCUUUGUGGCAUUAACUAAUUUUGAGCCAGUUCUUCAUGAAUUUCAUGUUACACAAGCCAGCAACCUUAACCAAGCGAAGUACAUACCAGAACUGGCCUAUCAUGGAUUGUAUUUGCUAUGCUCCCCAAUUCAUGGAGGAGAAAAGGUCAUCGGUUGUGUUUUCCAUCAAAUGCUGAAUGUGAUAUUAAUGUUAGAAGUGGGUGAAGGGUCCCAUCAUGCCCCCCUUGCUAUCACGUCAUCAGUCAUCAGCAGCAGAAACCAGGCAGUCCAGUUUAUCAGCUCACUUGUGGAUGAACUAAAGGAAAGUAUAUUCCCAGUUCUUCGUAUCUUACUCCAGCACAUCUGUGCCAAGGUGGUAGAUAAAUCUGAGUAUCGGACCUACGCAGCUCAGUCCCUGGUACAGCUGCUCAGCAAACUUCCUUGCGGGGAAUAUGCUACAUUUAUUGCCUGGCUUUACAGAUAUUCACGAAGCUCCAAGAUCCCACACCGGGUUUUCACUCUUGAUGUUGCCUUGGCUCUGUUGGAACUGCCGGAAAGAGAGGCAGAUCACACACUGUCCUCGGAGCAUCAGAAGUUCUUAAAGCAUAAGUUCUUGGUGCAGGACAUAAUGUUUGACCGCUGUUUAGACAAGGCACCGACUGUCCGCAGCAAGGCAUUGUCCAGUUUCGCACAUUGCCUGGAGCUGUCCGCUAACAGCACAUCGGAGAGCAUACUGGAAUUUCUGAUUAACAGUCCUACCAUUUUAGGAAUAGAGAGCCAUCCUGGUACUUUCCUGAGAAAUUCAUCAGCUUUUUCCUGUCAGAAGCAGACACUGAACCCUGGAGACUCAGGGGUGACCAAUACAGACAGCAGUGGUGAAACAAUUGGAUCUAGGGAAAGGUGUGUCAUGGCCAUGCUGAGAAAGAGAAUCCGGGAUGAGAAGAUCAACGUGAGGAAGUCUGCGCUCCAGGUAUUGGUGAGUAUUUUGAAGCACUGCAGCGUCUCAGGCAUGAAGGAGGAGCUUUCAAUUCUUCAGGAGCAGUGCCGGGACCCUGCUGUAUCUGUCCGGAAGCAGGCCUUGCAGUCUCUUACUGAACUUCUUAUGGCCCACCCUAGAUGUGCCCAGAUCCAGAAAGCCUGGCUGAUGGGGAUCACCCCCGUUGUGAUGGACUCGGAGAGCACCGUGCAGGAAAAGGCCCUGGAAUGCCUGGACCAGGUCCUGCUGCAGAACAUUAAGCACUUCAAUAAGUUUCACAGUGGAGAUGACAGCCAGGUGCUGGCUUGGGCACUGCUUUCUCUCCUUAGUACAGAAAGCCAGGAGCUGAGCCGCUAUUUAAAUAAGGCUUUUUAUAUCUGGUCCACGAAAGAUAAAUUCUCAUCUGCUUUUAUAAACAACAUGCUAUCCCACACUGGCACGGAACAUUCUGCACCAGCCUGGAUGCUGCUCUCCAAGAUUGCUUGCUCAUCACCCAAGCUCGACUACACCAGAGUAAUAGAGUCCUGGGAGGAGAUCAGCAGUCAACAGAAUCCCAAUUCAAACACCUUGGGCCAUAUUCUGUGUGUUAUUGGGCAUAUUGCAAAGCAUCUCCCAAAGAGCACCCGAGACAAGGUGACCGAUGUUGUCAAGUGUAAGCUGAGUGGAUUCCGCUGGUCUCUAGAGCUGAUCAGCUCCGCUGUUGAUACGUUGCAAAGACUCUGCAGAGCAUCUGCGGAGACACCUGUGGAGGAGCGGGAGUUACUGAAUCAGGUGUGCGGGGAUGUCCUCUCCACCUGUGUGCACUGCCUCUCCAACAUCGUUCUGAAGGAAGGUGGAGCUGGGAAUAUGGAUGAGGACCUGUUGGUGAAGUAUAUUUUUACCUUAGGAGAUAUAGCCCAACUCUGUCCAGCCAGAGUGGAGAAGCGAGCCUUCCUUCUGAUUCAGUCCAUUGUAGCUUCCUCUGCGGAUGCGGAUCACCUAGCAUCCUCUCAAGGUAGCAGCGACGCCCCGGCCUCCCAGCCGCUCGCCCCCGUCAGAGGCUCCUCCGUCAUGCCUUCUGUGAUCAGAGCACACGCCAUCAUUACCCUGGGUAAGCUGUGCUUACAGCAUGAGGAUCUGGCAAAGAAGAGCAUCCCGGCCCUGGUGAGAGAGCUGGAGGUGUGCGAGGACGUGGCCGUUCGCAACAACGUGGUCAUUGUCAUGUGUGACCUUUGUAUCCGGUACACUGUCAUGGUGGACAAGUACAUUCCCAAUAUCUCCAUGUGUCUGAAGGACUCAGACCCCUUCAUCCGCAAGCAGACGCUCAUCUUGCUUACCAAUCUCCUGCAGGAAGAAUUUGUGAAAUGGAAGGGCUCUCUGUUCUUUCAGUUUGUCAGCACUCUGAUAGACUCACACCCAGACGUCGCCAGUUUCGGGGAGUUUUGCCUGGCUCACCUGUUACUGAAGAGGAAUCCUGCCAUGUUCUUCCAGCACUUUGUUGAGUGUAUUUUCCACUUUAAUAACUACGAGAAGCAUGAGAAGUAUAACAAGUUCUCCCAGUCGGAGAGAGAGAAGCGGCUUUUCUCACUGAAGGGAAAGACAAACAAGGAGAAACGAAUGAAAAUCUACAAGUUUCUUCUAGAGCACUUCACCGAUGAACAGCGAUUCCACAUGACGUCCAAAAUCUGCCUUGACAUUCUGGCGUGCUUCGCGGAUGGCGUCCUGCCCCCGGACUCGGAAGCCAGCGAGCUCCUCUCAGAUGCCUUUGAGGUCCUCAGCUCCAAGGAAAUCAAGCUCUUGGCGAUGAGGUCCAAGCCAGACAAGGACCUGCUCAUGGAGGAAGACGACGUGGCCCUGGCCAACGUGGUCAUGCAGGAAGCCCAGAAGAAGCUCAUCUCCCAGGUGCAGAAAAGGAACUUCAUAGAGAACAUCAUCCCCAUCAUCAUCUCCCUGAAGACCGUGCUGGAGAAGAACAAGGUCCCGGCCCUGCGGGAGCUCAUGAACUACCUCAGGGAGGUGAUGCAGGACUACCGAGAUGAAAUCAAGGAUUUCUUUGCCGUCGACAAGCAGCUGGCGUCAGAACUCGAGUACGACAUGAAGAAGUACCAGGAACAGCUGGCCCAGGAGCAGGAGCUGGCGAGACAAGCAGAUGCGAACAGGGUGGAAGGUGCUGACGGGGCCCAGGCCGUGCAGGUUUCUCCAAGUUUAGAAAUAAUGCCAGCUUCUGACGGCCAAGAAAAUGCCAGUGUCCCCCGUGGUGCGAGCCAGCCCUCGAAGCCCGGGUCCAGCGCCGGCCAGGCACCGCCUGGGCCUCUGUCAGCUGACGCGGGGCAGUCCAAGAGGCCCCUGCCCAAGGCCAGGUCCUUGUCUCUCAGUACCAUUGCCAUCCUGAAUUCCGUCAAGAAGGCCGUGGAGUCCAACAGCCGGCGUGGGAGUCGGAGCAUCGGAAUGUUGCCGUUCACUUUAAAUUCGGAAAGCCUGGACAGAGCGCACCCUCACCGAGCAUCUUCGUACAGCCUGGAGCAGGAGUCCAGUGGAGCCAUCGACCCCGUGGCCAGACGUGCCAUCAGCACCCCUGAGAAGACCAUAGGAGACGUCACGUUUGAGGCGGGAGUCAGCUACAUCGGCACACCCCGGACCCCCUUUCCCGUCAGAGAGAAAAUUGAAGCCCAGAAUCCAGGAAACACUUUGUGUUUAUCAUCACCUGAUAAGCCGCCUCCGGCGCCUCCACAGUGGAACGUGAAGUCUCCAGCGAGAAAUAAAGACAACCCAGUCCCCAGCAAGAGGUCGCUCCGGAAGACGCCCCUGACAGCCGCCAACUAGAACAGUGCACGCAGGGCACGCGGGCAGCGGGCUGGGAAGACAUCAUUUCCGCACGGGGACAGGCACCCCCCGUAUCACCUCCGGGAGCCCCGGGGGCGCUUCGUUAUGUGCCCCAGCACUUGUGCUGUGACUCCAGCUGGUUCAGUUGCUCCAGGAGUAUGUGGUAAAAGUUGUAAAAUAAUAGAGAAAUGCCUUAGCUGUGUCACGUUUUAUCUUUACUCCAUGUGGAAGUAUCAAGUCCGUUCUGGUGGUCCCUAAGGAACACGUGACACGUUGGCUUUCUCGUGUACAGAUCCAACCUGUUAGCUGAUAAGAAUCCUCUAGAGUGAAUGGUUCCCUGUGUGUAUGACAAGAUUUUGAUUGUAAUAUUUUUCUAUUCUUAUUUAUGAACUGCACAUUUUUAAAAGUGUACAGCUUUCUAAAACGAUAAUAAAGCAUAAAUACAGCCUUAUAGUUUCUACUGCAAUAGAAUUUUUUUAUUCUUACAACAGGGCUUUUAUUGGUAGUCAUUUCGAUUUACAUAAAAACUUGAGAAUUUUAAAAAUCUUUCAAGUUAAAAUAAUGACUGUUUGUCCUUAAAUUUCAGUGCCUAUGUCCCCAGACAGACGCUGCUGCCUCCUGACAACAGGUGUCCCUGUAAGUGUAUGGACCUAGUCCUGCUGGUGAAAGCCUGCUGCAGGCCCUCCCCCUCCCCCGAGCGGCACCGACACGGAGCUGUGCUGACCGUCUGCUCCUGUGAGGUGCCUCAGUCUCUUCUGUCGGCCCCACCAGGUAGCCUCGCAACAUGCACGUGUGUUUUCACCAGGAAUGACCAGAAACCCCGCUGCUCACUUUUUAUUCCCAGACUACAGAUGCAGAGCACAGGGCACUGUGACAGUGUUAAUAUCAACACGGCAGCUGGAUUUGAGGGCAGAACAUCCCUGUGACCUGCCCACAGCUCUCCCGUGUGACCUGUGACACAUGGAGUCACAGAGCUGCUCCUGAGUGAGCCACUCCUGUCCAAUCCAUGGACAUGUGGUGGCGGUCUGAGUGCUCACCUGGAAAUGCUAGGAAGAAGGGCAACCCCGACAUGAGAGGAAAUAAGAAAGAAAUAACGAGGCAAAGUUGAUUUUUGUAAAGCUUUUAUAAAUGAGGUUGAACACAUACCGAUUUAGGGGGUGUUAGUACAAGUCUGCACACCUACGCACAGCCACGCCGAAGGCCACGGCAGCGGACAGGCCUCAUGCCUUUAGUCACAUUCACAUUUGAAAAACAUGAGUGUUUCUUAUCUAUCUACAUUUUUAGUCACAGGCAACUACUUCCCAGACUCCACGCUUCACUUUUCUCUCCUGUCAGACCCAGUUCACCUGG
Molecule: messenger RNA, 6605 nt
Organism: Myotis brandtii (Brandt's bat)
Lineage: Eukaryota; Metazoa; Chordata; Mammalia; Chiroptera; Vespertilionidae
Gene: NCAPD3
Product: non-SMC condensin II complex, subunit D3
Exons: 37
Coding region: 762-5255 (1497 amino acids)
Biological process (GO): mitotic chromosome condensation; meiotic chromosome condensation
Cellular component (GO): condensin complex; condensed chromosome, centromeric region
Molecular function (GO): histone binding
Source: RefSeq, a predicted model, not a curated record